Molecule: messenger RNA, 1680 nt
Organism: Pleurotus ostreatus (oyster mushroom)
Lineage: Eukaryota; Fungi; Basidiomycota; Agaricomycetes; Agaricales; Pleurotaceae
Gene: GYP1
Product: GTPase-activating protein
Exons: 9
Coding region: 1-1680 (559 amino acids)
Biological process (GO): activation of GTPase activity
Cellular component (GO): Golgi apparatus
Molecular function (GO): GTPase activator activity
Source: RefSeq, a predicted model, not a curated record
AUGACCGCUAGACCGCCUCCCGCUCGUCCCCAUAUUGGUAUCAACCCGCAUACCAGCUUCUCGGGCUCAGGUAACGCUUCGACAGAAUGGGGAGAAGAUGAUGCUUGGGACAGUGGAUCAGACUCGGAAUCGCCUCGACAUUCCUCCCUCGCUUACUCGUACAAUCGCAUUCAAGCGACACCCGCGAAGCCCGUACCGCGCCCACCACUUGAUCAGUCAUCUUCGGCGCUUGCGUUCUCCUUCACCCACAUAAGUGCACCGAAUCCAAGUUCCUAUCCGCCGCGCAACGGAAUACCUGAGGAAAGGAGUGCGUCGUCUGGUGCAUGGACGAUAGUGAGGACUUCGCAUGAGCGGAAGGGAAGCAAAUUAGACAUAGACGAGGCGGACAUGAAGAGAUCAGUUGAGGAUGCUAGUCAGCGUGACGGGCAAGGCGAUGGGGACAUAGAGGGUGACAUGAUUUUGGGCGAUCUCGAGGCUGAUUCGGUACCGGACCUUGCUGCUGUCGAGGUGCACCACAAGUCCAGGACGGACAAGGGCACCAUUCGCUCUGAUUCUGAGCAAGUUUACAAAGAUCCAUUGCAUGGCAUUCGACAUCGAUCUUCACGAAAACCAAAGCCAUCACCUCCACCACCGCAACAUAAAAAACAGGAUUCUAAUGGCUCUGCAGAACGAUCGGAGAAGCUUAUGCGUGAACGCUCUAUUCGUACGAACAGGCGGCAUAAAUUCGUUGACUGCCUGACCAGCCGGGAUGUUAACGUCGUUGAACUGCGCAAACUUGCUUGGGCAGGAAUACCCGAGGACCUUCGCCCAGUCGCGUGGCAGCUAUUACUGGGAUACCUCCCAUUGCCCACACCGACGCGUCAGGCUACGCUGGAGCGGAAGCGAGAGGAGUAUAAGUCUCUUGUGGAGCUGGCGUUUGCGAGGGAUCGCGAAGGGCUCGACCAGCAGAUAUGGCAUCAAAUAGAAAUCGACGUGCCACGAACGCGUCCGGGUGUCAGACUAUGGAUGCACGCAGCCACUCAACGGAGUCUUGAACGGAUUCUCUACGUUUGGGCUAUUCGCCAUCCAGCAAGCGGGUAUGUGCAAGGCAUCAACGACCUAGUCACUCCCUUCUUCCAGGUAUUUCUCUCGGCAUACAUAGACUCUGAUCCCGAAGAAUUCGACCCAUCCCUACUUCCUCCGUAUAUCCUUGAGGCGAUAGAAGCCGACUCUUUCUGGUGUCUUUCCCGCUUGCUCGAUGGAAUACAAGACAACUACAUAUUCGCCCAACCUGGCAUUCAAAGAAGCGUCCGGCGGAUGGCAGAGCUUGUUGCCAGGAUAGACGCACCCCUCGCAGCACACUUAGAAUCCCAGAAUGUUGAAUUUAUGCAAUUCGCGUUUCGGUGGAUGAACUGCCUACUUAUGCGAGAAAUCAGCGUGCAAAACACUAUUCGAAUGUGGGAUACAUACUUGGCUGAGGGCCCAGACGCCUUCUCCCAGUUCCAUCUCUAUGUUUGCUCUGCGUUCCUAGUGAAAUGGAGCGAAAAGCUACGGCAAAUGGACUUCCAGGGCAUCAUCAUGUUCCUGCAGUCUCUACCAACCCAAGAUUGGGGAGACCACGAGAUCGAAAUGCUCCUCAGCGAAGCGUUCGUUCUCAACUCGAUAUGGCAGAACGCCCAAAGUCAUUUCAAUGGCAAAUGA